Molecule: messenger RNA, 342 nt
Organism: Penicillium digitatum Pd1
Lineage: Eukaryota; Fungi; Ascomycota; Eurotiomycetes; Eurotiales; Aspergillaceae
Source: RefSeq, a predicted model, not a curated record
AUGUCCAUCUCCACUCCAGACCGCUAUAAGCUCGUCUUUUUCAUCCCGACCGCCAACGUGGAGCCCUGCAAAGAAGCCAUCUUCGCUACAGGUGCCGGGUCAUUCCCGGGUAGUAAGUAUACCAAAUGUUGUUUCCAGAUUGUUGGAACAGGCCAAUUUCUGCCCAAUGAGGGUGCAGAUCCGGCGGUCGGAGCCGUCGGUGCUUUAGAACGGUGCGAAGAGGUUAGGGUUGAGAUUUUGUGUGUGGGCCGGGGCAUUAUGCUGAACGCAGUCGAUGCUUUAAUCUUGGCGCAUCCGUAUGAGGAGGUUGCUUAUGAGGUUUAUAAGAUGGAGAACGUUUAG